Molecule: messenger RNA, 376 nt
Organism: Asparagus officinalis (garden asparagus)
Lineage: Eukaryota; Viridiplantae; Streptophyta; Magnoliopsida; Asparagales; Asparagaceae
Exons: 4
Coding region: 20-376 (118 amino acids)
Source: RefSeq, a predicted model, not a curated record
UCUUGCCAACACCCCUCACAUGGAGGACCCCAGUAGCUUCUCUUCUCCAAAGUUCUCUAAGGCCAGCUCCAUGAACAAACGAGGAACUAAAAGUGCACAGGGUUCUCCCUGCAGACUUCAAACAGAGCAACGUGGGCAUUUGAAAGAGCAAGGGCUUGCUAGAAAAGUGAGAGGAUCUGUUGCCAAAGAGGCGAAACAUCGCAUUCCCACAACAAAAGGCUUGACAUUAACCACUGAGCAAGUCUCAAGUACAAAAGGAGAUGUUGGUUAUGUGAAAGCAAUGAUCAGCUGUUUUGACAAUUUUUCGAAGGCUACAGGUCUCUUGGCUUUGGUUCCUGUAUUUACUAUCAUGUUUCAUGUUCUCGUAAAAUCAUAA